CUUUCUCACACACUAAAAACGAAAACCCGGGAAUUCACUCACUCUCUCUCUCUCUCUCUCAGAUCAACGACAUUUCUCAAUGACGCAACAACAAAGCAUGUACAGUUGAUCCCUAUUUCUAACCCUAAUUUCUCUAUGCCCUCAAAUCACCCUCUUGUUAAACCUCUCCAAUAUCAACAAAAUGGGUUCACAUCUACAAUCCCUGUGCCCUACUCUUUCUCCCUAAACUUCAAAUCACACCUCAAUUUCUCUCGGAUCGAAAUUGUAAUAAGGCUAGGGUUUUGGGUUUUUGACCAAAAUGACCUCUGAAAAUAUCGGUUUAGUACCAACACAGAGACUCGAUAAUGGAUUGAACUCACAGUUGGGGUUCCAGGACGAGAACCUCCGGUUCAACUGCGGUGCACCGCAACGCCGCGUCGGCGAUGUCGGUCCGAAGACCCGUGAGCUCAGCGGCUUCAUCGACGAGAGGUUUUUUCAACCUCAAGCAGCGGAAUUCCGCCGAAAUAUGUUUGCAGACCUCCCGCAGAAUCGGCAGGAGCAUCAAGAGAAUCGGAAUUGGGACGGAAAUGGAAGGGCGUCGACGACACCAAGCGGAGAUGGUUCGGACGAGGACGAGGAUGAUGAUGAUGAUGAAGACGACGAGGAGGAGGAGGCAGAUGAAGGCGAUGAUGGUGAGAUUGAGGGAAUUGUUGUUGUGGGUGGUGGUAAUAAUAGUAAGAACAACAACACUAGUGGACAUAGCAGUGUUGGUAAAAUUGUCGCCUCAAGUAGGGAAGUCAUGAUGAAGGAUGAUCACAUUGUCCAAUGUGAAAAUAAUACUAACAAUAAUACAAGAGCUAGUCCUAGUGUGAAUGAUCAACAAGGAAGAGUCAGCCAGUACCAGAAUGCUGUUAAAAUUGCGGACCCUGAUGGCAAUUUGUUCUAUUCACAGUACCUGCAGGGCCCAGAGGGGUCAGCCAGUGGGCAGAAGGGUACAAUGGUUGAAAAUGGUUGUGGGUUUAGUGGAAGAAAGGACGGUUCUUACUCAUGUGAGUCUGGAGAAUCUUUGAGGGUCAUUCUCUCUGAUCCUCUGACAGGAGAGCUUAUGGAUGAUGCAGUGAUAUUGCCUUGUGGGCAUUCCUUUGGAGGUGGUGGAAUACCACAUGUUAUUAGAAUGAAAGCUUGCUACACUUGUUCUCAAGCAGUAUCAGAAGACUUGGUGGCUCCAAAUCUUUCUCUCCAAGCUGCUGUGCAGGCAUUCCUACGGGAAGAAGAGUUACAUGUGCGUCCAUCCAAAAGAAGGAGAGAGAGAUUUGAUCCGGAGAAGGGAAAUUAUAGCAUUCCAAUGUUCCUGGAUCAUCCUCGCGGUAAAGGUGUUCAGUUUCCAUUCAAUGUGGCUGAUCGGGUUAUUAUAAAGGGCAACAAGAGGACACCACAGCGUUUUGUUGGACGGGAAGCUGUUGUAACUACUCAAUGCUUGAAUGGAUGGUAUGUUGUGAAGACAUUGGACAAUGCAGAGAGUGUGAAGUUGCAGUAUCGCUCACUUGCGAAGGUUUCUGAUGAUCCAUCUCCAAAACCAAUGUCAAGCAAGAUGACACCAAACUGGCUCUAGAGUUGCAGUGAAUAAUCUCCCAAAUUAGCAGUUACAAUUUGAGGCCAAUAUGCCACGUCACCACUAUCUUAAUCUUGUUACAUUGAUCCGGAUGUUUUCUUCUUGUAAAUAUUACUGUUGUAAUUUUCACACGCCCGUCAUGUUUGACCCUGUAAAUUGUAGAAGCUUGUCACGUGAUUUGAGAAACCAUAGAAUGAGGUUUUAGAUAAGAACAAAUAUGUGAUCAAUUUUGCUUUUAUCAUCUGAGCUACAGCAUUUGUAUUUUAACUGAUGCGUGUACACAAGAUACUUUGAGUUCAAUUUUCAAACAUUUUUAGUUUCUGCAUUUUC
Molecule: messenger RNA, 1921 nt
Organism: Cornus florida
Lineage: Eukaryota; Viridiplantae; Streptophyta; Magnoliopsida; Cornales; Cornaceae
Product: U-box domain-containing protein 62-like
Exons: 8
Coding region: 299-1591 (430 amino acids)
Biological process (GO): protein ubiquitination
Molecular function (GO): ubiquitin-protein transferase activity
Source: RefSeq, a predicted model, not a curated record